This is a messenger RNA of Capronia epimyces CBS 606.96, 3870 nucleotides long. RefSeq lists its product as uncharacterized. Lineage: Eukaryota; Fungi; Ascomycota; Eurotiomycetes; Chaetothyriales; Herpotrichiellaceae. Bases 1 to 3870 code for a protein of 1289 amino acids. The record is from RefSeq and is a predicted model, not a curated record. The transcript has 2 exons.
AUGUCACUGGAGGAGAAGUUGGCAAAGAUAAAGUCACCUAACCUUCAGAGUCAACAACAUACCGCGGUCGUUUUGUCCUCGAUCGAGGAAACUCUCCGCGAACAGAAAACGAAAUUCACCGCCACUGCAUAUUUUGCUGCCCUCCUUGCUCUCCUCAAACAGUGUUCCGCGGCGGAUGGAAACGGCAGCGACAAUGAGGUCGUGGUGUCCAGCAUCUACCUCCUCGAUAUCGUUACUUCCUACGUCCCUCCGAGCCUCCUGCGGUCGCAGUUUAGCACUAUUUUAUCGCUCAUCGCGCCCUAUCUGGAGACUUCGUCGAGCAAUGCACCUCUAAUACGCUCUGCCAUUGGGUGUCUUGAGUCUUUACUGAUUGCCCAGGACUCAGCAGCAUGGAGUCUGCCGCAAAAUCAAACAAGUCCCCGACAGGCAAUUAUGGCGCUCCUCGCCUUGACUAUUGACGCGAGACCAAAGAUAAGGAAACGGGCGCAGACAGGGUUGACAAACAUCUUGAAAAACCCUCCACCAGGUCCUGCAAUCGACCAUCCAGCCGCCGAGCUCUGCGCAGUGGCAUCUCAGAAUAAUCUGAAAACUGCGGUUGAUACAGUGACUCGAGCUCGGCGCCACAAAGGAAGACCGGAUGAAAGUCACGAACCGGCCGUGAUUCAUGCCCUUCAACUCACAAAGACCGUUGCUUUGGCAUCAGGUGGAUGGCCCAGUAAAAAGAUCGAAUCACUUUGCGAACUCUUGCUGUCUAUAUCGCGCUCAAGGAACGACUAUCUGGUCAUGAGUGCGUUCGAAGUUUUCGAGGUGAUAUUCGAAUCAAUGCAAGAUGAAGUUGCGUCCUCCAAGCUACCGCGGCUUCUUGAGGCGAUCGUCGAAUUGAAACCUGCCCAGAACGACUCACAGCUUCUACCUCCCUGGAUAGCCAUAUUGUCACGGGGAUAUGGCACAGCAGCAGUUGUCGCGCCUGAGGAUACCUUUGUAGGGCUGCCCGAGCUUUUCGACUUGGUAGCAUCCUUCCUGACAAGUCCAUCCCACAAUAUCAGAGUCUCAGCAUCGGAAUGCCUCAUUUCAUUUUUUGCCAAUUGCAUUCCGGAUAGCGUCAUCGCAGAACCAUCGAUAUAUGAUGAGAAAUUGCUCGAAAAGAUCUCGGUCAAGGCUCUUGGCCUUCUGGCAGUCAAAUAUCAGACUGCUUGGAUGGAGGUGUUCAAAACUCUUUCCGCCCUUUUUGACGCUCUUCGGUGGCGAGGCGAUCCGUUUUUGCUUGGUAUCGUCAAAGCAAUUGGCGAACUCAGAAGCAACGAUGGUUUCCAGGGCAAGCAAGAAGCAGAUGAGGUCCUUGGACAUGCAAUUCGCAAUCUCGGACCUGGUGCGGUCUUGAGCGUGCUUCCCCUUAACCUGAUCAAACCACGGCCCGGUCACCCUGGACGGGCUUGGCUCCUUCCGCUCUUGCGAGACUAUGUGUCCAACACGAAUCUGGGGCACUUCAAAUCCGAGUUGGUUCCUCUGAGCGAAGCUAUGUAUCAACGCGUCAUUGAUCAUGGCAACGCCGCGAAGACAAUGGACAUCAAAGUCUAUGAGACUGUUGUUCAACAAGUUUGGGCUACUCUACCGGGCUAUUGCGAUCUGCCGUUGGACUUGGUAACGGCCUUCGAUCAGUCCUUUGCCGAACUUGUCUCGAACUUGCUCUACAAGCAGACAGAAUUGCGUGUGAACCUCUGCCGGGGGCUACAAAACUUGGUCGAGUCAAACCAGGCACUCCUGGCUUCAGACCUUCCUGACGAGGUCCUGUCGCUGGAACGACGGAUCCAACGAGCAGAUGCAGAGAAGAAUAUUCAGCAUCUGGCUCAAUUCGCCAACAAUCUUCUGGCGGUGUUAUUCAACGUCUAUAGUCAGACACUACCUCAGUCCCGAGCGUACAUACUACAAUGCAUCAACAGCUACCUCAGCAUUACUCCGGAGAAGGACUUGGUGGAGACAUUUCAGAGAGUAUCAUCAAUGUUAACGGAGGCUUUACCGAAGGCAAAUCAACCGCCACCAAAGAAAGAACAGAACCAAUCUUCCGCCAGCAAACUUCCUCCGACCUCUCACACUUUACUUGAUCUUGUCAUAGCGCUCUCUGUCCACCUGCCUCGAUCAGUAUUUGCUGACUUGUUCUCUAUCUCCUCAAACAUCCUCACCAAUCCAGCAAUCCUAAAGUCAGAUCCACAGCUGAUUAAGAAAGCCUACAAGCUGAUUCCUAGGCUAGCCACUUCGAAGACAGGGGUAGAGGCACUUACAUCUCGAAGUCAGGAAUUGCAACAAUUAAUCCUCCGAACUUCAGAGACCACACCAGUUCCUGCGCGCAGAGAUCGCGUUGUCGCGGUGCAGACGCUGAUCUCCUUCCUUCCACCAACAGACCUGCACUUUAUUCCCAGCAUCCUAAGUGAAGUGGUGCUGGCAUGUAAAGACACCAACGAAAAGGCCCGAAGCGCAGGCUUUGAGCUCCUAAUCGCCGUCACAAACAAGAUUUCCGAUCCAUCAAACCCACCGGGCACGGUGAUUCGAAACAGUUUGGUGCCGCACAUGGCGGAUGACUCGCCCGACGCGCCUGCUAAUCUCGAGGAGGUCUUCACGAUGGUUAGUGCUGGACUCGCAGGGGUGGCUCCGCACAUGGUUGCCGCCAGUGUCAUCGCGCUCAGUCGGUUACUUUUCGAAUAUCACAGCCAACUGGCUGAUAAGACAAAAGAAGAACUCGUCGACACAGUCACCAUGUUCCUGCAAUCUAACAAUCGCGAGAUUGUACGGGCGGUGCUCGGGUUUGUCAAAGUGAUGGUGGUAGUUCUCCCUACCGAAAUGUUGGAACCGAGGAUGCCUUCCAUAGUGCCCGGUCUCAUGGUGUGGAGUAAAGAGAACAAAGGCCGCUUGAGAGCCAAAGUUAAGGGGAUCUUGGAUCGCUGCUUGAGGCGCUUCGAUGGCUCCAAGCUUGAAAGCUGGGUCGGUGGCGAUGAUCGGAAGAUGGUGGCGAAUAUUCGCAAACGACGAGAGCGUGCCAGGCGCAAGCGGAAUGGCACAGAAGCAGAUGAAGAUGAUGAGGAUGCAGAGCAACCUGCCACCAAGAGAUACGACAAUGAAUUCGAUGAGGCGGUCUACGGUUCAGAAGACGACGACUCGGAGAAUGAAGGUGCGGACAAUUCCGAAUCCGAUGGCGACGAUACUAUGUCUGGUGUCUCAUUCAAGGACUCUGGCGCGAAGAGACGCAACGAGCAAUACAUUCGACAAGAGGACGAGGAUGACGAGCCGCUUGAUCUGCUGGACCCAGGGAGCCUGGCGAGCAUCUCCACGAGAAGGCUUGGCCGGUUGCGGAACACAAGGAAAACGAAAGCCAAGGUCAACGAGGACGGCAAGCUGAUUUUCGGCGGGCAGGAUGAUGAAGCAGCAGACGGAGAUGUCGACAUGUCCAUAUCGGGAUCUGCUGGACAUGGACAAGACAGCUCCAUCAACGCGUACCUUGACGCCGUGUCGGGCGCAGAUGCUGUCCGGCGCGGCCAGAAGGGCAGACUCAAGGUCAAAUCCGGCAUGCAGAAGAAAUCUCGGCAAGAAUCUAGAGAUAGAGACCGGGACGAUGACGGAAUGGAUCUUGACGUCGACGAGGCAAGAGAGGUCGCCCGACGGAUCAUGCAGGGCACAGCAUCGGCCAGUCCCAAGUCUGCCGGGGGAGUGGCGGGUAAAAAGAAUGAUGCCAAACACCAACGACGUGGAUUGGGCGUGGAAAAAAAUCGGGAUCAGCACCCGGCUCAGAAGGGCAAGUUCCGUGGGGGGAGCGGUGUCGCGAAACGUGGCAAAGGCCCAAACGUGCGAUUUGCAUCGAGACGAGGUGGAAGGCGGUAA